CCUGCGAAUUCUUCAUGACCGUCACCGAAGAUAUACAGAAGAGAUUAUCCAAAGGAAUUUCGAAAGAAGUUGUCAAAAAAAGGUACCUUGCACUGAAGAAUAAUAUGAAGACACCUACUGAAUGUAGGAAGCUCCUGGAUGUAGCUAAACCUUGCUUCUUAGACGCAAUCAAGGCUGCCCAAGAACGAUUCAUAAAAACGCCUUCAAAACUUGAAAUCAUUUAUUACCUUGAGGCCCUGCUUGUCCUCAAACAUCUACAGAGGCCAGGUGUAGUGGCAAAUAUGUCUGUUUCUGAGUGGAAAGAUAGGGUCCACCACACCUAUAAAGGCACAGCAAGGUCUAUCAUUGGUGUUCGAAAUCACAAGACCGCUACACAACAAGUUGCUUCGUUUGUGCUAACUGGGGAGGAAGAAAUGUGGUUUAAAGUUUACUUUGCGAAAGUUAGGCCAACUCUGAUUAAUAGAGAGACACCGAGGGACAUAUUUUUCUUAUCGACCCAAGGAAGGAAGAUUCACAACGUGUCCAAUGAUAUUAAUCGUUACCACAGAAAGUAUCUUGUUCCCGAAAUUUCCAGCCAAGUUGUCAGGAGGGUCUGUGAGAGCUGGACUAUCCCAAAUUAUUCAGACACUGAAAAGUGUCUUUUCGCCAAAUAUUUGUCCCACAGUAAUAUAACAGCAGAGAGGAGCUACAGGGAAAAGACGCUGACAGACCUAUGCCACGCCUGUGAACUGGUCACACAAGCCGGUACUGAGGGCAGUGAUGAGUCCCGACCCAGCACUUCAAAAAAUGGGCAAACAUUGUCAGAAGUAACUGAGGAGGUAGGGCAAGAAGAAAUACAGGGUGCCAAAAACUCUCAGGAGCAAGACAACAGUGGUGAUGAAAGCAGUAGUGGUGACCAAUCGGAUAGCUCCCAAAAUACUACCAGUGACUCCCUAACUGACGCAGAUGACAAUAUCUGGACUACAAGAGCCAAAGUACCAGCGUCAAGAAAUAUUACAACCAGGGCAACGAGGCAGAGGCAGAUGGGAGAAGGGAUCUCCUCCAAAGCCAAAGUACCAGCGUCAAGAAAUCUGAGAACCAGGACAAUGAGGCAGAGGCAGAUGGGAGAAGGGAUCUCCUCCAAGUAAGGGCAAACCACAUUUAUUAACAAAAUCACAGACUGAAUAUGUUUUCAUAUCAUGUUUUAACAUUAAUGUGUUAUAGCUUGUCUUUUUUUUUAAUCCCUAGAAAGUCCUGAAGAACUACUAGCUGUAUAAUAUUUAUUUCUUAAAGGGAACCUGUCACCAGGAUUUUGGCCAUAGAGCUGGGGACAUGGGCUGCUAGACGGCCGCUAGCACAUCGGCCGCUAGCACGUUUUUUUUAACACAAUAAAAGCACAGAGAGCUAUGGGGACUGGGUAUUGCAGAUGUGCUAGCGGCCGUCUAGCAGCCCAUGUUCCCAGCUCUAUGGCCAAAAUCCUGGUGACAGGUUCCCUUUAAAUCGGUACCACUGAACCUAUAUGACGUCACCCAUCUUCUUCAAGCCAGACACCAAGCAGGGUACAUAUCUGCGCAGCUAAUGCAUGAAGUUAAACAGCGAUGAAGAAAUAAAGGCUGAACUGUUUAAAGCCAAAAGUCAACUGGCCAAUGUAGCUAAAGAAGGUCUCACCUUAGAAUACAACCAGUUUUUCAGAGCUGUUUUGCAAAGGCCGGUGAAUUGUCAACGUCAUUAAACCUCUGACAAGCCUUGGGUUCCAGAUAUAUAAUAAGCCUUCUGUGCCAAGGUAUGCACUUUGAAUUCUAUAAUAAUGUUGCUGUCUGUUACUCUUUUGGUGAAGUCCAAAUCUCAGUCAUUUUGUGUACACCUCAUUU
Messenger RNA from Bufo gargarizans (Asiatic toad), 1850 nucleotides. RefSeq lists its product as uncharacterized. The record is from RefSeq and is a predicted model, not a curated record. Lineage: Eukaryota; Metazoa; Chordata; Amphibia; Anura; Bufonidae. The transcript has 8 exons. Bases 15 to 1127 code for a protein of 370 amino acids.